This is a messenger RNA of Alternaria arborescens, 1506 nucleotides long. RefSeq lists its product as hypothetical. The record is from RefSeq and is a predicted model, not a curated record. The transcript has a single exon. The coding region runs from base 1 to 1506 and encodes 501 amino acids. NCBI's taxonomy places the organism in Eukaryota, Fungi, Ascomycota, Dothideomycetes, Pleosporales, Pleosporaceae.
AUGGUUUGUAGCGACGAUGUGGAAGAGUAUGACAUGUCAAGAUAUGUGGCCCUGAGUUAUUGCUGGGGUGGGGAUCAACCGAACAAGCUGACACAAGAGAACCACGGUCUUUAUAAGAAGAAAAUUACUUGGGAAUCUCUACCAAGAACUAUUCAGGAUGCUGCAAAAACGGCCCAGGUCCUGGGUUUUCACUACAUCUGGAUCGAUUCGAUGUGCAUCAUUCAGGAUAGCAAGGAGGAUAAGGAGGCUGAAAUCAGUCAGAUGACGAAGGUCUAUGCUCAUGCGGCAUUGACAGUAGUCAAUAAGAGGGGCGAUAAAGUAACCGAGGGCUUUCUGCAUCCCAGGACUCUGCCAUCUGGAACUAGCUCUAUACAAUAUCGAGCAAAAGAUGGCCAAACACAGCGUCUUACUUUAUCAUUUGCUGAUGCGUCAAAACGAGAGGAAAGUUCGGCUGUAAACACACGAGGAUGGACUUUGCAAGAAUACCUCCUUUCUCGUCGCCGACUCGUUAUUGGCACUUGGUCGACAGAGUGGCUUUGUCGACGAGAAGUUGAUGGUCACAGAGAUGGCUGGGGCGCCAGCUACAGCUACCGCUCCCGCGCGGGUCUUCCCUCCGACCACGAAGGUGCGGGCUGGGCAGGCAAGGGCCCUUUUGGGUCCAAAGAAGCAGAGUCUGUCUACAGCAGUAGCUUCAUCAACGCAGCUAUGUUCUUCUCGGUAAAUCCAAGAUAUCCAUCCGGGCGACUGAACGAAGAGCUCGUCCGUGAUUCCUGGUAUGCAAUCAUUGAAUCUUACAGCUGGCGGUCGGUGACAGUAUCAGAAGACAGGAUCCUUGCUAUGUCUGGAAUCGCUGAGAGGUUUGGAAAUUUAAUACCAGGACGAUAUAUAGCAGGUAUUUGGGAGAACAUGAUGCCUGCGAGCUUGUUCUGGAUGAAGCGACAUAUGGCUACCGAUAGACCAGUCGAGUAUCGAGCUCCGUCCUGGUCAUGGAUAUCGAUUGAUGGGCAAGUCGAACACCCUAUCACCUAUGACUACCUGUGCGAGAUUUUUUCGAUUGAGUACAUGCUCGAGAAUGCUGAAGCUCUCUAUGGAGCGGUGCGUAGUGCCGCGCUUCAUAUCAGAGGUCCUGCUUUUAGUAUUGAAUGGCGAUACACAAGACAAGAUGGGAGGCAACAGGAAGAUAAGGAACUACAAGAAGACCUGAGCGAGCUUAGAUGGUUUCGAGAUGGCAGCGAUGAUCCUCAGGAUCCUCAGUUGACAGUGUACCUCGACGCUCGAGAACAGACAACAGAAUGGAGAGAGGUCGUCCUGCUGGCUUACGGAUUCUCAUACUACGGUUCGGGUUUUAGACACAGUGACUGCAUAGCCCUGACCAGGGUGGACCAAGUUGAAAUUGACAACAAACUGCGACAUCGGUUUCGAAGAUUGGGAGUAGUACAUUUUGGGAAGACCUCCCCUCUCCCACGUGUCGAAAGUUGGCCAGUAAGCUCCUACUAUGUUAUCUGA